CAAAAGUGAUCGUCUUGAGUGCAUACAUAAAUUAAACGUUCUUCUUCGAUUAUUUUUACUGGAGAUUAAAAGACCUUCAGAUGUCCAAAUCUCUGUUUUGGGAGGCCGUGUUUAUAUUGAGCGAGAAAACUUGUAUGAAAUUGCGUUAACUUUGUUUGGGCCUGAAAAAAACUUUUGUUGGAGGGUUAUUUCAUUAAAACUUUUGAUAAAACCGACUGAAGACAUUGAAUUCAUGCUUGAAAAUGAGAAUAACUGGUUGGAUUCGAGCGCAUUUAAGUCCGCGCAAACAAAUGAAAUUUUGUUUUUACUUCAAGAAUUUUUGUAUUCGAAGCCGGAAGACCCUUUUGUAGAAGUCUGCCAGUUAUUGGACGAGUUUUCUUUAAGUCUUCAGUUGAGUUAUUUGCAUGUUCAGGCCAACUUUUUAAACAGUGAAAAAUGGGCAUCCUUUUUGAAAAUCGUAUUCACUAAAAAUUCUCAUCUUCUUAUUUAUUACUGGAGGAAUUUUCAACACUUCGACCUGAGGCCAAUCAACGAACAAGAGAAGCCUUUCAUUAAAAUUUAUGUAAGUCUUCACGAUCAUACCUUAAAAGUUGAACAUUUUCCAUCAUUGGAAGAACGUUUUGAUAUCAAUUUGGGCCGUGUCGCCUCUUCUUGUGUAGUGAGUCUAGAUAAGCUUCUCAGUCACUUGGUUAGAUCAUACAUCGAAUGUCUACUGGAUGAAAUUAUGUUGUAUCUGCGCGGGGCUGCUUUUAGUGAAAAAGAUCACGUGUCUAAGGUCUGCGAGACCUACGGCUGUUUUCUAAAAGUUGAAUUUUUGAAUUCUUUUCCUUUUCGAGUUGAUAUUCACAAUUUACGCGGUCAUCUAACAUUAACUCCUCUAUUUAUCGGCCUCACCGAGCCUUCCUCAAAAAUACUGAACAAUAUAAAUUUGGCUUUGAGCCUUUUUAAGGUCACCUUGUUGGAUUCAUUAAAUUUACUGAAGACAGAACUAAUGAAAGAAUGCAUUUAUAAACUUUGUUUCCGGUUAAACUUGCAGUAUUUUCAAAGUCUUCCUAUUGUACACCCAUCGGCGUCCACCAUAUCGGAAACCAAGACUGGGGCCCCUUUUGGUGAAUCUUCACAAUUAUUCAUUCUAUUGUCUAAAAGUAGGUAUUUGAAAAUCACAGUCAACCGUGAUGAGGAAUUGUUGUUGUACGAACUUUUAACGGUAACUCCUAUUGAACCUACUUCGCUUUUACUGACUGUCUCCUCGACGGACUUCAUAUUUAUUAGCCCCUCAAGCUUUUUAGCCAAUUCUUGUGAACUGCACGAAACUGUAUUAGCGAAUAAAAAACAUCUGCUUACACUUCACGUUUUUGAAGCUAUUCAACAGGCGCAAGUGAAAUUCAUUAUUAGCGAAGUUUCUAACCAUCUAGAAAACUUCAAUAUUCAUUUUUCAUUGCAAUUACUAUGCGAUUAUUCGGGCUUUAAUGAAUCCAGCGAAGAUGCACGUGCGCUUUUUAUAGUAAAAACUAUUCCUCCCCCCCAACAAAUACGCUCAAGAAUGGCGGCAACAUUUCUGGAGACUUCCUCUGACAACUUUGCGGAAAUAUCCUUACAAACUUUUGGGGAUCACGUUAUUAAUAAGUUUUUGCGGGCGCGAAUUUUGUGGAAAGAAGCCUUUUUAUUGGCACUUCAGUCUUUGAAAAAAGACGUUUUUUGCCCCCAAAAACCUGGCUACAACGAAGAUUCGAUAUUUUUACAGUACGAUGCUAUUUGCGAGGAAUCCUUCGCUCAGUUCAUUAAUGAUUGGCAAAGAAUUAUUGUAACCACGAGUCUUGCGCUGACCAGCAACGAGCGCGUGGUUGUUAACCAAAAAGAUGCUAACGAAUGGGAUUAUAAUAUUACUUCUUUUGAUUAUGAAAAUUUAUCCAUAAGGUUCCGGUUGUGUCCAAUCAAAUGCGACAUUUGGGCAACGUUACAUAUUAAAUGGAUUUCUGAUAAAGUCGGCUUCCUCAUUAAGUCUAUUGAAACUAACAGCACUUUGUUGGCUCUAAUGAAUGUUUUCAUUCUCGAUUUGCUAAAUUCUGUGGAGGAUUUUUAUUCUUUUUCCUUAGUAUAG
Zophobas morio is the source of this 2101-nucleotide messenger RNA. RefSeq lists its product as uncharacterized. Gene Ontology annotation, molecular function: transcription coregulator activity. Gene Ontology annotation, cellular component: mediator complex; core mediator complex. NCBI's taxonomy places the organism in Eukaryota, Metazoa, Arthropoda, Insecta, Coleoptera, Tenebrionidae. Gene Ontology annotation, biological process: regulation of transcription by RNA polymerase II. The transcript is spliced from 22 exons. Bases 233 to 2101 code for a protein of 622 amino acids. The record is from RefSeq and is a predicted model, not a curated record.